UAUAUUAAGCUCCAGCCAGUCGCUGGGAAUUCCUCCCUGCUCGAGUCGAGAGAGACUUCUCGGGAGACCAUCCAAGGUCCUGAGUUUUCCCUCUGCAAUGUUUACAUAGAUCCUGCCGCCAAGAGCUUGGAAAUGAAGGACACCAUGUCUUUGGUUGGCGCUUACUAUGGCGGGAAGUCAGUCCUUGUUACAGGAGCCACAGGGUUUAUGGGCAAAGUCCUGGUUGAGAAGCUUCUCCGGUCUUGCCACGACGUAAAAACCAUCUACGUGUGUGUGCGGCCCAAAGGUGGACGCUCCAUGCAAACCCGAGUGGAGAAUCUGCUGAAAUGCAAGGUGUUCGAUAGAGUCCGGGAAGAGUGGCCCAAUUUCCAUGAGAAGAUUAAGCCCAUCAGUGCUGAGUUCACCAAGCCAAACCUGGCCAUCUCUUCCGAAGACACGGAGGAGCUGCUCUCUGAGGUCAACGUGAUCUUCCAUUGUGCGGCAACGGUUCGAUUCGACGAGCCCCUGAAGGAUGCCCUUCUCCUGAAUGUCAUGGGCACCCAGGAGCUCCUGAGGCUGGCCCACCAGAUGAAGAACCUCGAAGCCCUCAUCCACGUUUCCACAGCCUAUUCAAACUGUAAUCGGAGUCACAUAGAGGAAGUCUUCUAUCCUGUUCCCAUCGAACCAAAGAAACUUUUGGAACUGGUAACGUGGAUGGAUGAGUCCCUCAUUGAAAUGAUCACCCCCCAUUUGAUUGGAGACUGGCCUAACACUUACACCUUCUCCAAAGCUCUGACUGAACACCUGAUCCAGCAGGAGAAAGGAGACUUAAACAUUGCCAUCAUUCGACCCUCCAUCGUGGGAGCUAGUUGGCAGGAGCCCUUCCCGGGCUGGAUUGAUAACUUCAACGGUACAAGCGGCCUCCUUGUGGCGGGUGCAAAAGGGAUUUUACGGACUAUAAAAUGUAAUGCAGCUGCCGUAGCUGACAUUAUCCCAGUAGAUCUCGCUAUCAACUUAACCAUCACCGCUGGCUGGUACACUGCAGUUCACAGGCCCAAAUCACCACUGAUCUACAACUGUACCUCAGGUGGCCUCAACCCAUUGUCAUGGGGAGAAUUGCAAACUAAUGCGGUAAUUACAUAUGAAAAAAGUCCCCUGGAGAAACCCUUCAGAAUACCAAAGGCCACCUUGACCUCAAGCUACCUCGCCCAUCAGUACUGGACGUUUGUCCAUCACAGAAUCCCUGCUUUUCUCUGUGACCUGUAUCUGCGGCUGCUAGGAAAGAAGCCACGGAUGAUGAAGCUUUUCACCCGCUUGGACAAGACUUUGAACCUUCUUGAAUAUUUUACCAGCAAUUCCUGGGACUGGAGCUAUGAAAAUACAAGCAUGUUACUGAAAGAGCUCAAUCCGAAAGACAAAACUUUGUUCUGCUUUGACAUUUGCCAGUUGACUUGGUCAGAAUAUAUGGAAGAUUACUGCUUAGGAACUAAGAAGUAUCUGUUGAAUGAAGACAUGACUAGAAUUCCUGCCGCCCGACAGUAUAUCAGAAAGCUAAAGACCAUCCAGUGUGUCCUGAAGGCCACUCUGCUCAUUAUCAUCUGGCGGGUGUUCAUUGCAAGGUCGCAGAUGGCUCGUAAUGUCUGGUAUUUUGUACUAAGCCUCUGCUACAAGUUUCUUAGCUACAUUAGAGCUUCCAGCACCCUUAGACCUUGACUGUGCCUUUCCUGAGAUUGUUCCCUACGUCCUGGAAUAACCCUCAUGUCCUCAAAUUGACUCCUAGUUUCUGUCUGCUCCAAUAAGACACCUUUCAACUGUUUAAGCAUUCACCAGAUAUCACAAGAGACUUCAAUUACUAUUACCUCCGCUACUACUAUUAAAUUAUUGCUGCUGCGGUAGGCACUGACUUCCUGUUUCUACACCCAUCACAUCAUCUCUCUGAAGCUGCAUUUUUCACUAUGACAUUUACCAGUUUUGUUUCAUCCCAGUGCCCAGCUGAAGCAUGAAAAUCGGCACCAGAUACCUUCUACCCAGAAAUACUGAAUGGUAUCAUUUUCAUACUGUAUAUGAAUCAAUUUGUAUUUCAUGUACUCCUAUACUGCAUCAAACCAUAUGUUUCAUUUUUAUUGCUUUGAUAAUACCGAUUGCAUAUCUUCUUUACUCUCAAUAACAAAUUUUUCAAAAAUUAUUUCUUAGUGGCCGCCAUCUCAAUAUUCAUUUUAUAAAGUGAAUGGAUUAUUGGACACAUCCAAACUUCAGGAUACCCUCCAGCUGUUUGUGCACAUGAUGUUAGAUAUCAUUCUUAUCUCUACCGUGUGAGUUUUCUUGUCAUCACUUAUAAAACCAACAAUUGAAAACUUA
Molecule: messenger RNA, 2337 nt
Organism: Pantherophis guttatus
Lineage: Eukaryota; Metazoa; Chordata; Lepidosauria; Squamata; Colubridae
Product: fatty acyl-CoA reductase 1-like
Biological process (GO): long-chain fatty-acyl-CoA metabolic process
Cellular component (GO): peroxisome
Molecular function (GO): alcohol-forming very long-chain fatty acyl-CoA reductase (NADP+) activity
Source: RefSeq, a predicted model, not a curated record